AAUUUUUGUCUCUAUAUUAACCUGGCUACCGCCCAGUGAUAGUGUUACGCUUGGCCCAUCGUUGAAGCGUGUACUUGUGAGUUAAAAAUGUUGAAACCAAGAUUGCACAAAGCAAUUGUCUGGACCUUCAAUGUUAUAUUGGCGAUUUUCGUAGUUCCUAUAGCGCUUUUAGUGACCACCAUAAUUACUAAUAUUGAAAGUUGCCGACGCAAAGAGGAAAAAUCUAUUAAAAAUGAAGUGGCCGUUGUCACUGGUUCAGCAACUGGACUGGGUAAACAUCUCGCUAUAGCAUUGGCCGCCAGAGGAUGCCAUGUCGCUAUAUGUGACAUCAAUUUUGAUUUGGCUGUGACGACAGCUCAAGAAAUUGCCGACAAAUAUGGCGUCAAAACAAAAGCCUAUAAGGUGGACGUCAGCAAAUACGAUGAAAUUGUGGAACUCAAUAAAAAACUAACCGAUGACAUUGGUGCCGCCACUAUACUUGUGAAUAAUGCAGGGUUGAUGCUCCAUGCAGAUAGGCUAAAUCCCACAGUCGAGGAAAUUCAAACGAUGAUAAAUGUUAACUAUACUUCACAUUUCUGGACAAAUCGUGUAUUCAAAGAAAAUAUGAGGCGUGCCGAGAAAGGGUAUAUUAUGGCAAUAUGUUCAAUAGCCGGUCUUCAUGUAAUGGUGGAGAACGAACCGUAUAGCAGUACUAAGUUUGCUGUGCGCACCCUAAUGCGAGCACUGCGAGCUUUAUUGAAAAUUGAAGGAUUGCAUUAUAUUCAUCUUACUACCGUAUUUCCUAUAUUUAUUGCAACUAGCUCAAAACUUAUCCAGUUAUCUAUAGAUGAAGGCUUCGGUAAAAUAUAUCCAUUACUAAAAAGUGAAGAAGUGGCGCAGAGAGCUGUAUCGGGAAUGUUACGUGGUGAAGUGGAAGUCAUCAUACCCAGUUACAUUGCACUCACGUAUCGCCUCUACGUCCUUUUCCCACAAAGAGUUCAAGAUUGGAUCAAUGCUUUCUAUGUGAGACGAUCAAAAAAGUAUAAAAAAAUAUGAACAACAACUCUCUCACAAUUUGCAAAAACCAAAGGCGGAAAUGUAUUUAGAGGUGUUAACGAAAAUUUUUGUUAAAAAAUUAUCACUUCAUUUCAAAAUUCAUUAUUCGACGAAAUAGAAUACAAUCUUAUUUGAAAUCUUAGCAGCUUAUUCUACAAAACAUAACUAACUUACUUAUUUUAUGUACAAAGCUAAGCGUCAUAGUCGAAAUAUUUAUAUCAAAACCAAUAACAUAUCUCAAAAUGAAUAUAGUCGUCAUACUUGGCCCCACGAAAGUAUGUACCGAUGUCUGUAAUAUUCUCAUCCGAACAGCGAUUUGCUAAUUACAAUAUAAUCGCUUAAUAUGAUAGAAGUAUUGAAUAUUAAUUAUAGGAUAUAAGCGUAAUUAAAACGGAAGAAUUUUAACGUAUUGUGUAUAUGAGGGAAAAGUCAAAAGAGAAAUGAUUUUAUUAGGGAUAUCGAUCCAAGGUCGCCAGCAAUAAAUCUCACAUAAUUACAUUAAA
This is a messenger RNA of Bactrocera latifrons, 1538 nucleotides long. Its product is annotated as 17-beta-hydroxysteroid dehydrogenase 13-like. The record is from RefSeq and is a predicted model, not a curated record. The transcript has 6 exons. Gene Ontology annotation, molecular function: oxidoreductase activity, acting on the CH-OH group of donors, NAD or NADP as acceptor. Bases 88 to 1035 code for a protein of 315 amino acids. NCBI's taxonomy places the organism in Eukaryota, Metazoa, Arthropoda, Insecta, Diptera, Tephritidae. Gene Ontology annotation, cellular component: lipid droplet.